Molecule: messenger RNA, 543 nt
Organism: Radiomyces spectabilis
Lineage: Eukaryota; Fungi; Mucoromycota; Mucoromycetes; Mucorales; Radiomycetaceae
Exons: 1
Source: RefSeq, a predicted model, not a curated record
CCUUUGGGCUCUGAUGAAUCCACCUGGGCCGCUGUGUCCAAAAAACACCGACCUGUUCACCCAAAGCGGGCCGUGCGCAGCUUGGCUGCAUCCGUGCGCACUUUCAAGGAGACUGAAGGCCCUAGUGGCUUUCAGUACCUGUAUAUCCCCCGUUCCCGCCGAUUGACCCGUCAAGAAGCCCGUUCUCGUCUCCGUCGCCUUGGGAUUGACCCAUAUAGAAUCCUCGACAUCACUUUUCCUGCCCGCUCUGUUGUUGGACUUCUUGUCCACAACCAGUAUCGUCCCACUGUCCUUGCCUCCCUGGAAAAGCAUAUGAUCAAACAUUUUGCUGACUUUGACCCCCUUGAUCCUGUACACCUCGCGGAUCCAGAAAUCAAGAGUCUACCUCUUGAGGAACAAGAAACGUUCGCUGAAACCCUCCACUUCAGCCGAUGUGAAAAGGCUGUGACCCGUCUCCCCUACCAUCUUGCCUCCCCUGUUGCUCGUUCCUUCCUUGAAGCUGGUGUCUUUACUGAGGAGAAUGUUUCCCAACUUCUGCGCUCC